Molecule: messenger RNA, 7644 nt
Organism: Moneuplotes crassus
Lineage: Eukaryota; Ciliophora; Spirotrichea; Euplotida; Euplotidae
Source: the annotation of a GenBank genome assembly
UUUUUAUAAUAUUUAAUUUAAAUGGCAAAGAUUCAGAAGAGCCCAGGGGGAUUCCUCUGGGCGAUCUUCAUUUGAGUGUUUAUUAAGAGGAUUACUUCCUUCAGUGGAGCAUUAGGUUCGGCAGGAACUCUUGCUACAUCAACAGUUAGAAGUACAACGACACUAACUCUUACCUUUCAGAUAGGUUCAAUGGCUGCUGAUGAGUAUCUGCUUCUAUCAUUCCCAAACUCUAGAAGUUAUUUUGACAUUACAGGAACUUCUGUCACUUGACCGUAUACAUGUGGAUCAGGAUCUGCAACAUUUACGUGUGUUUGGGAUAGUUCUGCUAGAACAGUUAAAGCAACACCAGGAGGAGCAUAUACUUCAUGUUUGACUGGAACUUUUCAGCUCCAAAAUUACAUAAACAAUCUUUAUACUCAACAAGAAGGUAUCACUGGGCAAGUUUUUACAACUGGGUCUGCAACUCCGACGUAUACUCAAACUGCUUAUGUUGACUACACUGCAGCAACUGUUAGCACAGUUACUCUUGUUCCUGACUCUUUAGUGGUUGGAGCAAAUACUCCACUCACAGUUUCAUUUCAAGUUGGCGCAUUUGAUUUGACUUCAAGUUUUAAAGUUAUCAUGACGUUUCCAAGAAGAUUUUAUUUCAAUACACCAACCACGAAUCAAGGUUAUUUUGAAGGUUCGAUAACUUGUGUUAAUGCAACAAAUAAUAUCCAAGUUACACCAACUUGUAGCUUUUCUACUGCGACCAGCACAGGUGUUGCUACAGUCAGUAUCACAAAUCUUUACUCUUCUACAAUCGCUUCUGCAACAACUUAUGGAUUUAAAAUAACUAACAUCAAAAAUCCUAUUUCUACUGCUACAGUCAGUGGCUUCACUUUCUUAAUAGUUGAUCCAUCAAAUGAUGAUUACAAGAUUGCUGAGAAAACAAGCGGAAUCACCUUGGCUGUUACAACUGCGAAGACAGCAACUAUAGGGAUUUCUCCUCCUACAACUUAUACUGUGUACAGUCAACAAGCUGUUUCCUUCACGAUAUCACCUGGAAUAGAGGUUGAAGCAAAUUGAAAAAUGACAAUGGCUAUUCCCACUGAUACCCCAUGAAAUUCCGCAUUGUUUGCUUUCAACAUUCUAAGUGGAGGUGGUAGUUGUACCACAACACAAUGGACUUCAGGAUCAUGAACUGGAACUCAUCAAUCAACUCAAUCUGUAACACUUUCUUUGAAUUUGACGGCAGCUCCUCAGCUUAAAACAACAGGAUCUUUUUCUUAUACAUUGACUACCACUGGUGAUGACAGUAUUGCAACAGGAACUGCAACAAUUGCUUCUACUAGCUUCUCAACUGGGAGCAUUACCUCAUUUGUCUUCACUCAUGUGACUUCAGCAAGUACUGUGGUUCAAGAGACUACUCAAUGGAAACUAGGAUUUACCCUAGCACAUGCUUUGACCAAUCCUUGGGUUAUUACAGUGACUUACCCAAACAGUGAAUUCACCAUCACCAGUUGAACAGGUCCUACAAAUCUGAUCGGAUUUUCUUCUGGGACUACUUGAUCAGUUUCAUCUAAUACUUUAACCAUUCAAGGAAGCUAUGCACUCUCAGCAGGGACCAAAUCCUUUGAAAAUGUUGUUGGCACAAACCCAACUGCUGUCUUUAACACAGGAUCUUUUACUGUAAAUUCUUACAACAACAUUUCGUCAACAAAUUAUGCAGUCGAUGUGUAUGAUAGUAGUGAUACAUCAUUCACUAAUCCAUUUCAAGCAACUGCCCAAACAUUGACUUCCAUUGCUGUUGCUGUCAAUACUCCUGGGACUAACUCGGUGACUGGACUGACUCCUGUUCAAUAUGAUUUCACCAUUGGGCAUAAAUCUAACCUUCUGACCUCUUAUCAAGUAAGAGUACAAGUACCUAUUGCUGGUUCUGGAGAUAACUGUUUGACAAUGUAUGAUGCUUCAAGUGCUAAUGUGACCUCAAUGUUGAUUCCUAGUGCUAUUACUGCUGCUAAAGACAAUACCACUCCUCUUACAUUCAGUUAUAACAAUUUCAAAAAUCCAAGGAAAACAACUUCGAUAUGCCAGUCGUUCACUGUUUCCAUCACCGAUAGUUCAGGAAAUGCACUUGAAAGUGGGACUGGAGGAAGUAUUACUAUAACCACUGCCAACACGCUUUCUUCUUUUUCGAUAACUCCGAAUCCAACUAAUUUAGUCAAUGGAGGAUCAGCUGAAUACACUAUUGCUAGUACUGCGAAUUCAAAUACUCCUCUCAUUGUUGGCGACAAGUAUAUUAUCACAUUUCCGAGUGACAUCAGCAUUGCAAGUGCUACAAUGUGAAGUGCCUGCGCAAGAGUUUCAAGCACUGUGCUAACUUACACUGUAGCCACUGCUGGUACCUCUAUAUCUUUUUCAGUGUCAGGUAUAAUUGUACAGUCAAGCACAAGGCCAGUUUCGACUGCAGUCAGUGUGAGUGUGGUAGCAUCUACAAGUGAUACUCAUGUGAUAAGCACUCAUUCAUCAACUACUAUUCCAACGACAUCUGUUGCAGGAACUUUGACUUCUCCAGGCUUGACCCAGGGUUCCAGUGUUGCUAAUACAGCAACUACCUACACUUUUACCUUCACUCUUGCCAAUAAGAUACCAGCAGGAGGAGUCUUUGUAAUUGAAAAUACUCCUACUCUUACAUUUGCUUUUGAUGCUACCAUAGGAUGUGGCGCAGGAGCUGUUGGAGAUCUUGGGCAAUGCACAGAUAGCUCAGGAACUGUUGUUGUACCAGUUGUUAAUGAAUUACCAGCUUCAAGAACUGUUACAGUUUCUGUUGGAAAUUACACAAACCCAACCACGCCAACCUCCACUUCAUUUACUAUCAGAACUUAUGCUGACUCUGGUAGAACCUACAUUAUUGAUCAAGUCGCCACUGGUAUGGUGCCUUCUCUUGAAUGUAAUUAUCCAUGUAAAACUUGCCAAGUAGCCGAUAAGUCAGCCUGUUUAUCUUGUUUUACAACUAUUACUUCUAUUCCUGAGAAGUAUCAUACUUCCACAGCAAAUACUUGUACUUCAUCUUGUGCGACAGAUCAUACUGCAAACAGCACUGAUUUUACAUGCACAGCUUGUAAUACUAACUGAGCUACUUGAGUUACUGGAGGUGCUGCUAAUGCUGCUAGAUGUGCAACAUGAUCGGCAGGGAGAUUUUUGUACAGCGAAAACUGUUAUGAUUCCUGAGCAGAUGUCACUGCUAAACCAACAUAUACAUCAGGAUCUACUUGUGUAGACUGAGACUCUACUUGUAAUACAUGUAGUGGGAGUUCAGCAACCAAUUGUUUAUCAUGUACUGGAUCAUUGAACUUGAACACUGCAACAAAUCAAUGUACUAGUACAUGACCAACCAACACUGUUGCUAUUUCAAAUAGAUGCGAAACUUGCACUAAUAACUGUGCUGAAUGAAGUGUUAGCACUUCAAACUGUACAGCCUGCUCUUCUCCAAAUAAAAUUCUUCAUCAAAACCAAUGUUUGGCGAGUUGCCCAACUGGAACUAUAGCUAACAGUACAGGAGAUGGAUGUGAUUCGUGUACAGGUAACUGAGAAACUUGAUCCGGAACAACAAGUACAUGACUAACUUGUAUUGGUAGUCUUUUAUUAGAAGGAGUAACUUGCCAAGCAUCGUGCUCAUCUGGAAGAACUAACAUCACCAAUGAAUGCUUACUUUGAAUUGGCUGAGAGAAUUGAUCUGGAAGUCAGACAACUUGCACUUCUUGUACAUCCCCAACAAUGCUGCACAAUAGUGCUUGAGUUAACCCUUGUCCAACUGGAUACCAAGCAAACACUGCAGGGACCGCUUGAGAAGUUUCUCCUACUGAUACCACUACAGAGCCAACUACUACUACAAAUACGACUACUACAACUUCUUCGAAUAGUUACAAUAUUGUGCCGUUUCCGUUCUUAAUCUUUGCUCUCUUCUUGCUUAUAGUGGCAAUUAUUGGUUGAGUCAAGGAUCCGAGGUCACUAAUUGCAACAAGUUUCAUUGCCUUCUUGUCUAUUCUGCAGUUUAUAUACUACUGUACGCAGAUAUUCCAUGCAUAUUGGAAGAGCGAAACCCAGGUUCUUAUGCUAACCGUACUUGCACUUCUAGGACUGGUUCUUUGAAAUAUCCUCAUGAGUCUCAUCUUCUGCUGAAUUGUUUGUAGAAAUAACAAUUUCAAGUCCUGGUCAAGUUCUUACAAGAAAACUAGGUGUUGAAUCCAGUUCUUUGGAUUAGUGGUAAACUUCAAGUUCUUAAAGCUAUAUUACAGCUGUUUCUUUGGAAUGGAGCACUUCUGGGCAGGAUUUGAUAAUAUAAUGAGAUUUAUCAAUUAUAUGACCUUUAUGUGAGUCAUUCACAUCAUUUGAUCCAUUAUUCCUUGCCUUGCAGCUGAUGCGCUUGGUCUAAUGAGUCUCACUUGGGGAACCCAGCUCUAUAUUACUCUAAUUGAAACAGCAAUUCUCGAAGUGAUUAUGAUCUUAUUCUUAAUCUAUGAAUUCUGCAAUACAAGAAAGCUGAAUGAGAGAGGAGAAUAUGCCAAAGUAAAUGUUGAACCUAAUAUGUCAAAGCUGGAAGAAAUUGACGAAUCCUCAGAGAAAAUUGAACAAAAGAUGAGACAAGAAGCUCUCAAAAAAAUCAUUGAAAUGAUGAAAGGGAACAAAGGCAUUGGAAUGAACAACAAUAUUGAAGAUUGCAUUGAUGAUGAUGACAGAUUUAAAAGAAGAAAUUCUUUGCCAGCUUAUGGGAAUCCAAUAGAAGAGCUUUCAGAUAGACCUAGAUCAUAUCCUUUAUCUCCAAGAGCCAGGAGAGAAAUCGAAGAUCCUUUAAUCAACCCUCUUGCGCUUGGGUUCGAUAGAGAUGACGAUUUUUGGGUACCACAGGACAAUGUGUAUGCAGAGAGCAAGCCUCCAAAUCCUCUUGGAAAGAUUGGGAAGUCAUAUAAAGACGGAGAUACACAAACCUUCAUGGUUGGAGGAGACCAUGACAUCCCAUUCAGAGAUGAUGACUCUGAUGACAGCAGACCAGCUCGUCAUGGCAGAAAGCCAGGAAGAGGUAGAGGAAGGAGAGGAAGGCUAGAAGAUAAGAUCAUUGAAGAAAAUCAGUACCUUGACCAAGAUUCUGAUGCUGUUGAUGAUGAAGAACUUGAUGUCAUUAAAGAAGAGGAUGAUAUAGGAGCAACUUAUGGAAGCCCGAAGAAGUUGCAAAAAGGACUUAACAAAAAUCUGAUUGAUGAAGAAGAACUCAGGAGAAAGAUUGCUGAAGAAGACAACCAGUUCCUUGAAGAAGAGAAGAAGCUAGCUGAGAAGGAAGGAGAAGACAACUUAAUCAAAGAAGCUGAAGAGGAACUUUCAAAAUCGAAAAUCGGUUUCAAUAGCCCACCAAGUGCUUCUGAUAAGUCUAAUCUGCUGAAUGAUACAGAUGUAAAAAUUGUACCGGUUCCUUUGAAUUCUUCAACAACGAACAUUGACGGAAUGCAAAUACCUCCGUCUGCUGAGAAGAGAACCUUCAAUGAGAAUGAUAUUAAGGGAGAUUUGGAACCCAACCAUGAAGGAGUUAUAGCUCCAGUUGCCCUUCCGAAUGGAAAUCUUGUUGACAAAUACGGAAGAAGAGUCAAUGAAAAAGGAUAUCUUAUUGAUGAAAAUGGCAAUGUUAUUGAUACCAAGACUGAGAAAGAGAUGUUCAAUAAAGAUAAACUUGAUGCAAGAGGAGACAUCCCUCAGCCCUUUAACUUAGAGAGAUAUAACUUCAACCCUCAUGAUAUCACAGGAGCUUUUGCUGUGGGUAAGAACGGAAAACCGAUUCUUCAAGAAACCCCUGAUGGUAAACUUGCAGAUGAUUCUGGAAAACAAGUGAAUGAGAAAGGAAUUCUCAUUGAUGAAGAUGGCAAUGUUACUGACAAGUAUGGAAGGAAGAAGCUAGACAAAGAUCAGCUUACCAACAAAGGAGACCUACCUCCCAUGCUAAACUAUAGUGGAAAGCAAUAUAAGGUCUUUGACGUCAUGGGAAGAUAUGAUAAAGACCCAAGAGGAGACAUUAUCUUAGAACGCAAUGAAAAAGGACAAAUUGUUGAUAAAAAGGGAAGAAGAUGCAAUGAUAAAGGAUACCUGACAGACCCAGAUGGAAACAUUGUUGACAACAAAGGAAACAGAAUCUGGGAUAAAGAGCAUCUAUAUGAAGGAGAGUUCCCAAAGAUAUUCCCAUUCUCCCUCUUCAAUCCUGAUACAAUCAAAGGAAAUUUUAAGAGAGACAAGGACGGAAAGCCAAUUUUGAAACCUGCCGAGAAGCCAGGCCAAUUUUAUGAUGAUGACGGCAAUCUUGUAAACAAGCAUGGAUAUCUCAUCGACCCAGAUGGUAACAUAAUCGAUAAAAAUGGAAAUAUUGUUUUUAAGAAGGAUAUCCUAAAAGAUGGAGAAAUUCCGCCAGUCUUUAGAAAUGGCAUGAUAAGGCAGAACUCUUCAUCCUCCUUAUCCAAACUGAUGAGCGAAAUCGACAAGGAACAGGACUCAGACCUUGACAUCCUAAAAGAUUUCGAUGAGGAAGAGAAAGGAAAUACUUCAGUUGAUUCACUAAUGGAGGAUACUCCCAGUAAUUACAACAUCGCCAAUCAGAGAUUUGACAGGCCUAAAUAUAAGAAAGAGCCUGAAGAGAAAUAUAAUGAAGAGGAAGAAUAUUAUGAUGACUCAGAGAACGAUUACGAUGAAGGAGAAGAAGAUGAAGAUGAUGACGAUGACGAUGAUAAUGAUUCCAUCACUGGCCCUGCAGGAGUCCCAAUACUAAACGCAAGACAACCUCGAGGAAAAAUUCUUAAAAAGAAGAAGAAAAAGAAGAGGAGAAGAAGAAAGAAGCCCAAGCAAGAAUAUGAAGAUCCUACUGCUGCAGAUUAUGCGAUGGCCAAAGCAUAUGGAGGAGAGGCAAAAGGAAGACCAGCGAGAAAAUAUAAGAGAAAAAUGUCAGGAAGAUCCACCUCCUCCAGAGCAAGCAGAGGGUUCAGCAGACCGGCAAGAAGAGAUAAAAUAUUCAAAGGAGCUGGAAGCGUUUCUGGAAGAGAUAACGAUCAAUUAAGAACUCUAAGAUCUGAACACUCAAAAGGAGGACUUGGAAAGACUGGACUGACGAGCAAGAAAUUCAACAAGAAAAGAGGUCCGAUCAGCAAAGCUUCUAAUCAGGACUUCGAUAAGGUGUAUGACAGAAAAUUAGACGAAUUCUUAGAAAACAGUAGUUAUGAAUUUGAAUCUCUUGGCCCUCCAUCCAGAGCGAUGUCAAGACAAGGAAGUGCAAAAGGAGAUCACAAACUCAAGGGACUUGAGAGUAUCUAUCUCCAAAGACUCGAGGCUAACCCAACUAAAAAUAAAAAGAAAAAGAAGAGAGGUAAGAAGGAUGGAGAAUUUAUGGGCAGUGAGUUAUCAGAACAAGACGACUUAGCCGGAUUGAUAGAAGAUAACUACAAAAAGAUGAAAAAGAAGUUCGCUCCGGCUAGUGCUAGAAAAAGAGGCAGAAGUCAGGCUCCAGAAUCCAACCAGCCAAAUAUCUUCACUGGAAACUUUGAUAAGUACGCCAAAGAUAAGAAGUUAGACGUAGGGGAAAAUUUCUAAUCAGUAUCAGGACUUCAAAAGUUAGUCAAUAUAAUAUUCAAU